AUGGAGGUGGAGGCGGCCGUGAAGCUUCUCUCUAACAUUCUCACUAUGAGAGGCGUGGCUUGCAGUACGAAAAAGGUUAAAUCAUUGGUAACUUGGGCCCAGAAGGAGGGCUUUCUGAAAGAGACCCCCCAAAAUUUUAGCCCGGAGGAGUGGCAACUCAUAGGAGACCGUUUAUGGCAGACAUCUACCAAGAAGGGGAAGUUUGAUACGGAUUUAUGUAAAACCUGGCGUUUGGUGAUUGAUGCCCUAAACGGUCUGAAGGCCGACCGCCAGGUUGUCAUGGCAGCGACGCAGGCUUUGUCAGCGCAGUCUGGGGCCCCUAAAACAUCAAGUACGGAAUCCGACACCUCGUUAUCACAACUGUUUCCGGUGGAUCCUAUGCUGACCCCGGUUCGAGGCAUGACCUCUUCAAUAAAGGAUUUGGCUGCAGCUAUUGCUAAGGGACUGUCCGAGCCCGGUGCGGAUGCGGCCUCUGACCUGCCCUCUUCACCUCCUGCGCCGGAAAAGCUCGAUGCGAGGCCCCCGGCAUCCGCGCCGCCGCCAGGGGACCAUAAAUCCACCCAGGGUGUCUCUCCCCCGCUAUCGGUCACCCCGGCUUCAUCAACACCGAUGUCAACCAGGUGGUCGGGUAUCAUACGUGAUGCCAUCCUCGACGGAGAUUUGCACGCCUCCUCCUCCUUGGCAUGUCCAGUUAUUGUCGACUCUGGACAAGGCACCGGGUCAUGGAUGCCACAUGAUUGGAAGCUUCUACAACAAGCCAGGAAAACAGUAACAGAUUAUGGAUUACAUUCUCAAGCAGCACAACAGAUAAUUCAUUGGAUCUUCCAGGCAGAUCUGAUGUGUCCCUUCGACUGCCAAAACAUAGCACGCCUGUUGUUAACUCCCUCUCAACUGUUAAUUUUUGAAAGAGAAUGGCUACAGUUGGCACAAAUUGAAGCGAGUCGUCCGCGUCAGACGGGAGACCCCCUAUAUGGCACCACAGUUGAAAUGCUAACAGGAACAGGCCCGUACUUUGAUCCUCAGCUUCAGUUGCAAUUCCCAGAGAUUGUUCAUCGGACAGCUGCACAGCUUGCCCUACGAGCUCUUUUUGCCCUCCCUGGGGAAAAGAAAGCUCCUCCAUUUGCUUCGGUUCACCAGGCCCAGGGUGAAUCUUAUGCCAAGUUCAUCGACCGAUUAUGGACAGCAGUCAUGGAUCAUCCUGACCUGUCAUCAGACAUGAAACGGAGCGUGCUUAAAAUGCUUGCCUUUGACAACGCGAACACAAAAACCCAAAGCAUCCUAGCUACGCUACCAAAAAAUGCUCCCAUUGAAGAGAUGUUGGAGAGGGUAGAGCGUGUUGAUCAGUCCAAGCAAGCAGCUGUGAUGGCUCAAGCUGUUGCAUCGGCCCUUGGUGAUCCUUUGGCUGCCAUCGUGUCCCGAUCCAAUGGUAGUCCCUCGAGAUGCAACUCCCAAGAGCAGUGGCGGUGUUAUCGAUGCGGGAGGCUCGGCCAUCUCAGAAGACAGUGUACAGCUACCCCCUGGUGCGACCUAUGUCGUUCUAAUACACAUGCUACAUCGGUGUGCAGAUAUCAGGGAAACUCCAAGAGGAGCGCGAUCGGCCGCGCGACGACAACAGUAGCCGCAGCACAGUCAGACGGGGCGGAUUUCUUGACAGCAGUGCCCCUGCCACCAGAGGAAGCCUCGGGGUGGACCUGGCAACAGCAGUAA
Molecule: messenger RNA, 1707 nt
Organism: Anas platyrhynchos (mallard)
Lineage: Eukaryota; Metazoa; Chordata; Aves; Anseriformes; Anatidae
Source: RefSeq, a predicted model, not a curated record